Messenger RNA from Hirundo rustica (Barn swallow), 5233 nucleotides. It is a transcript of the gene MYOCD, whose product is annotated as myocardin. The record is from RefSeq and is a predicted model, not a curated record. NCBI's taxonomy places the organism in Eukaryota, Metazoa, Chordata, Aves, Passeriformes, Hirundinidae. The transcript is spliced from 13 exons. The coding region runs from base 317 to 3136 and encodes 939 amino acids. Gene Ontology annotation, biological process: smooth muscle cell differentiation; cardiac muscle cell differentiation.
GCUAGACGAUGACAUCAGCCAGGACACCCAGCUGCUGGUAGUAAACUCCGGGCGGGAGGAGGCUCCCGCUGGCUCCGCGUUAAUUAGUCCAGCGCUGCACAGGGGGAGCAGUCGGUGUCUGUGCAGGGUCACUGCUGGAUGGGACCAAAUCUUGCAAAGCCGCUUGCUGCUCCUUGCCAGCCGGCCGUAAAAGCACCCAGAGAGUCCAGGAGAGCUGGAUGAAUCCUGAGCACCAGGCACGGUUUGGUCGGCUUUUCCCUGUGGAGGAAGUUAAUGGUUUAAGUGAGGGGCGUCUGGAUCUGGUCCCUGAGUCACCAUGACACUCCUGGGGUCUGAGCACUCCUUGCUGAUUCGGAGCAAGUUCAGAUCAGUUUUACAGCUGCGGCUCCAGCAGAGAAGGACCCGUGAGCAGCUGGCAGACCAAGGCAUCAUGCCACCACUGAAAAGCCCAUCAGCAUUCCAUGAACAGCGAAAAAGUCUGGAGCGAGCCAAGACUGAAGAUUAUCUCAAGCACAAGAUCAGAAGCAGGCCUGAGCGGUCAGACCUGGUCAAUAUGCACAUUCUGCAAGACUCAGCUGCAGAGGGGUCCAUUCAGUCUACUCAAAUGAAGCUGAAAAGAGCCCGACUGGCAGAUGACCUCAACGAAAAGAUUGCGCUCAGGCCGGGUCCUUUGGAGCUGGUGGAGAAGAAUAUUAUUCCUGUGGACUCAGCUGUGAAAGAGGCCAUAAAAGGCACCCAGGGCGGCUUUCCCCGGCAGACAGACGCCUUCGCCUUCGAGGAGGACAGCAGCAACGAUGGGCUGUCCCCGGAGCGGCCCCGCAGCCGCGGCUCCCCGGGUCCCCCCGAGCCGGCCCCCGGCUCCAAGGCACCGGAGCCGCCCCCCGCCGCCCCAGCCGGGGCUCCGCAGGAUCGUCCCCCCAGUGCCGAUGGCCACGCUCCGGACACCGCCCCGGGGCAGGGCAGCCAGUGCGACAGCCCCAAGCAGCCCGUGGGGCAGGAGAGCCCGACGCUGCCGGUGCCCUCUGCAGUGAAGUCCAAAUCAUCCAGUGACAGCAAGAACCGUCACAAAAAGCCCAAAGACACCAAGCCCAAAGUGAAGAAGCUCAAGUACCACCAGUACAUCCCUCCAGACCAGAAAGCUGAGAAGUCCCCUCCGCCCAUGGAUUCUGCAUAUGCCAGGCUGCUGCAGCAGCAGCAGCUCUUCCUGCAGCUCCAGAUCCUCAGCCAGCAGCAGCAGCAGCAGCAGCAGCAGCAGCAGCAGCACUUCAACUACCCUGGGAUGCACCAAGGGCAGCUAAAGCAAUCUAAUGAGCAAAUGGUCAAAAGCUCAAAUUCUUCAUCAACUUCUGGCAGCAACACCCCUCUCUCUCCAGUGAAAACCACCUUUUCAGGCCAGACUUGUGUCUCGUCUAUCAAGCCAGGCCCUCUGCCAUCCAACCUGGAUGAUCUCAAAGUGUCAGAGCUGAGGCAGCAGCUCCGAAUACGAGGCCUGCCCGUGUCGGGCACCAAAACAGCGCUGAUGGAGCGGCUGCGGCCCUUCCAGGAGUGCAGCAGCAACGCGGUGCCCAGCUUCAGCGAGAUCACCACCGUCACCUUCCCGGUCACUCCAACCAGCACCCUGUCCAGUUACCAGUCGCAGUCCUCCACCAGCAUGUUAUCAAACGGCUUCUACCACUUUGGCAGCACCAGCUCCACCCCACCCAUCUCUCCCGCCUCCUCCGACCUCUCUGUGAGCGGCUCCUUGCCGGACACCUUCAACGACGGGCCCAUGUCUUCUCCUCAGUUCGGACUCCAGCCGUCGCCGGUCCACGGCGGCGCGGAGGAAAGCCUGAUGAGCAGCAUGAACGGAGGCAGCGUCCAGCUGGAACUGGAAGGAAUCGACACGGAGAAGGACAAGAUGCUGGUGGAGAAGCAGAAGGUCAUCAACGAGCUGACGUGGAAGCUGCAGCAGGAGCAGAGGCAGGUGGAGGAGCUGCGGAUGCAGCUGCAGAAGCGGAAGAGAAGCAACGGCCUGGAGGAGAAGCAGCAGCCCGCCCAGCACUUCUUUGGCGUGCCCGUCAAGCAAGAGAACGCCGUGUCCAGCUGCCCGUUUGCAUCCAAACAAAUGGCCCUGAAGGGCCAGGCCGGCAGCUCGGAGAAGCUGAGUAACUGCGGAGUACCGCAGGUGCCCCACGUUGUAAAUAGCCGCUGCUUGGAGCCCGCCGGGCAGAGCACCAUCACCUCCUCGACAUUCCUGAGCCCGCAGUGCUCCCCCCAGCACUCUCCCCUGGGGGCUGCCAAGAGCCCCCAGCACAUCAGCCUGCCACCGUCCCCCAACAGCCACUACCUGCUGCCCGUGUCCCCCGAGGGUCGCAGCGGGUCCCCUCCGGGCAGCAGCUGCCUCCGCACGGCUCCGAUGGCUGCGCAGUCAGGCCAAAAGUUUUCUAUUUCAUCCCCAAGUUUUUGUAAGUCAAGCCCAGCCCUGUCAGAGGUAAAGCAGCCUCCACCCUAUGAGGAUGCAGUGAAGCAGCAGAUGACACGAAGUCAGCAGAUGGACGAGCUCCUGGACGUGCUGAUUGAGAGUGGAGAAAUUCCAGCCAACGCCAAGGAGGAUCGCUCCUGCCUCCAGAAGGUACCUCAGAUAAUGGUGUCUGCGGGGAGCUCCGGUGCCUCCGUCCCCAAGGGCUCGGCCCCGUUCGAGCCCGUGUCCUCAGCGCCGCUGCCCUUCGAGCACUGCCCGGGCGGCAGCGAUGCCCACCUCGAGGUGCUGCUCAACGCCCACAGCCCCCUGGGCAGGGUGGGCGAGAUGGCCCUGCUGAAGAUGGGCGGAGAGGAGCCCCACUACGAUGGCAUGAUGGAAGGGUUCUCCGGGAAAGCCGCCGAUGAACUGCUCAACUCCCAGGAGAUUUUACAGACUCCGCUGUCGCCCAUGGAGACGCAGCUCUCCCCUUCGCCUGCCGAAGGCUCGGGUUUACAAAUGAGCUUCACUGAGUCCCCGUGGGAAACGAUGGAGUGGCUGGACCUCACCCCCCCCAGCUCGGCCACCGGCUUCAGCUCGCUCACCCCCGCGGGCCCCAGCAUCUUCAACAUCGAUUUCCUGGAUGUUGCCGACCUCAACCUGAACACCAGCAUGGACCUGCACCUGCAGCAGUGGUGAGGGGACGUGCUGGGGCAGGGUGCUGUGAGCCUGCAGCAGGCAGGGCAGCGCUCCUGUCGUGCCAGAGGACAUGCAGGGCUAACGUGCCUCAUCCAGGGGAAACUGGAGUCAUUUUCCCAGCGUAUGAACUUGUUUGAAUUCCCAGUCACUGAAAAUUGAUGGCACAGCUCCGGUACUUUGGUUUUCCUCCAUUGACACUAACCCCACAGAGGGACACCAGUGCCUGAAACAACAUUUCCUUUGAUUGACAAGAACUUCAGUUUUCUUUAAUCUUUUUCUCCCCCAGUUUUAGCAGUCACUCUCGUGAGAACUGGAGCAGCUCAUGACAAGACUGUGUGGUGAGGUGACCUCACCUGGGUGGCAACAGGAAAUCAUGGAGAGGGAAGCCCACUGUUGCCUCCUCUCCUCUCCUCUCCUCUCCUCUCCUCUCCUCUCCUCUCCUCUCCUCUCCUCUCCUCUCCUCUCCUCUCCUCUCCUCUCCUCUCCUCUCCUCUCCUCUCCUCUCCUCUCCUCUCCUCUCCUCUCCUCUCCUCAUCCAGCCCUUCGGGCAGACCUGUUGGGCUCAUCUUGGCCGUGCCCGUGCCAGGGUGAAGAGCAGCGGGCUGUGCCCAGCCAGGUGCCAAGCACCCUUCUCUGGACAGCCAGGCUCUCGCUUCCCUCGUGCCCAAAGCUGCCUUGCCCCAUCCCUGCCGAGCUCUGCUCCAGGCGGAUGAGAGAUGGAGAUCACCGUGUUCACGGUGGCACCUUGGCAUGUCCUGAGGGGCCAAAAGCCCAGGAGCCGUCCUGGCUGCAGUCUGAGCUGAAUCAGGCCGCAGCCCGUGACCUUGGAGCGGAGAGCUCCGGACGCUGGAGGCAGAUGUUCAGGAUGCAGGCGCGGGAAUGCCGGGGACGCCGCGUCCCCGGUGCGCACAAAGGGAUGCGUGAUGUGUUUUGGCCAAGGUAGGAGCAAGUGGUUUGAAAGGACCAGGCAGGCUUUGGAGGGGCUGUUCUCUGCGCAGCCAGGCCAGGGUGAUCUCCAGCCCUUGCAUGACCCGGGAGCAGGGGGAGCCGGGCAGGGACACUCAGGGGCCGCUCCUGGGGCAGAGCUGAGCGAGCCCUCGCGGGGCUGAGGCUUUGUGUGGGUGCCCGCCUGCCCCGCUGCCAUCCUCCUCUCCGUCCUUCUGCCCGUCCCUCCUCCAUCCCCAGCAGUGUUCCCCUCCUCCCCGAGUCUAUCCAGCGUCACUGCUCCCUCAGCCCAGAGCAAGGCUAGCGGAGAACAGCUGUGAAUCACCGAGCCUGGAGGAGCCCGUUCUCCCGAAGCCGGCAGAGAAGGAAGCUCUCCCGCAGUGAUGCUCCCGUUUGGAAUCACCAGCAUUUCUCCUUUGAGUCUCUGUGCAAUAUUCUUCCUCAGGCUCUAACAAGAAGGAGCCUUCGCUUCACUUCUUGGCUUCCACCAAAGAACUUGCUGUGCGAUGGACGCGUCUGUCCGUCGCAGCUCUGGUUUUGCCAAAGUAAAUAUUGUCGCUGACGAAGAUUGUUAAACUAUUUACAGACUGAGUGUAUUUAAUAUUUGUGUUACUGGAAGGACAGCACACGGAGAUGAAGCUGCUGGGAGGAGGUCCAGCCCGGCCGUGGCUCCCGUGGCGCUUCCCCAGGGAUGCUGGAGCUGUGGGAGGCAGCCCUGCAGCCCGGGCGGUGUCCCCAGUCCCUGCCGUUGUUGCAUGCUGUAUAAAGCACGUGGCAGUAGCUUUCAAAAGUCACUAUUUAAAGCACCACUUUUCUAUUGUACAAAUGUCACAGGGCACCGCUAGGAUAGACAAUCACAGGUUGCAUUUUUAUUUUUUUUUUUUAAAGGAUUUCUUUUUCUAAGUGAGAGGUUUUUUGGUUUUUUUUUUUGAAGCCAGUCCGUGGAGAAUAUUCAGAGCACUUGAACCAGGGUAGUGUUAGCUGCUCCACUGCGGCCUUGUACAGAGCUUUUCCAGGUAACUUUCUCCUCUCAGCAAAUGUAUUUCCUUAUUUAAAGGGAUGCUGUCAGCUUCAGACCUGUAAGCAAGCACAUUUCCUUACCUAUGUUACCAGCAACACCUUCAUUAUUAAAACCUUUGUCUUGCCACUCUG